Messenger RNA from Pelodiscus sinensis (Chinese soft-shelled turtle), 1737 nucleotides. Lineage: Eukaryota; Metazoa; Chordata; Testudines; Trionychidae. The record is from RefSeq and is a predicted model, not a curated record.
AUGGCUGCGAGGGACACAGUUCUGGGGCCUCUGAUAUUGGUUGAUACCAGUAGAAUUGUUCAUAUUCAUUCUGUGAUCAUCCUGCGCCGUUCAGAUAAGAGGAAAGAUCGAGUGGAGAUUUCUCCGGAGCAGCUUUCAGCUGCUUCUACUGAAGCAGAGAGGUUGGCUGAGAUGACAGGACGUCCCAUGAGAGUUGUGGGCUGGUAUCAUUCUCACCCACACAUAACUGUCUGGCCAUCUCAUGUAGAUGUUCGCACUCAAGCCAUGUAUCAGAUGAUGGACCAGGGCUUUGUGGGGCUCAUCUUUUCCUGUUUCAUUGAGGACAAGAACACAAAGACGGGCCGGAUACUCUACACCUGCUUCCAGUCAAUUCAGGCUCAGAAGAGCUCCGAGUAUGAGAGGAUUGAAAUUCCUAUCCAUGUGGUUCCCCAUGACACCAUUGGGAAAGUAUGUCUGGAAUCGGCGGUGGAGCUGCCCAAGAUCUUGUGCCAGGAGGAGCAAGAUGCAUACAGGAGAAUUCACAGCCUCACCCAUCUCGACUCUGUAACCAAGAUUCACAAUGGCUCAGUGUUCACCAAAAAUCUCUGCAGCCAGAUGUCUGCCAUCAGUGGCCCCCUCCUGCAGUGGCUGGAGGACAGGCUGGAGCAGAACAAACAGCGGGUACAGGAGCUGCAGCGGGAGAAAGUGGAGCUCAUGGAAGAACUAGCUGCCCUGGAGUGAAGAGGAAACACCAGUCAGUCGGAUUGGACAGGCAUGACGUGGCUGAAGUGGUUUGUCUUGCCUUCCUGUGACAGUGCUAGCUGUACAUCUCUUCUCGCCAAGCGACUGCUCCAAGAGUCCUUCCACAAGUUGACUCACGUGCAAAGCCUUGUGCUACCAGUGUGAGAAGCUCACUCUCCAAGUGCACCACAGCACUGCACGGGCCAAUCCGGCCACACCCCAGCUCUGGCAGGGGGAUACGUAGUGAUUAUAUUUGGUUCUUCUAUCCCCUGUUGCUCAUCACAGAACUGUUCCCCUUUUGUGUAUUCUAGGAGCCUAGAACUAGAGGUCAUGGGUGGGGUAAUAGCUGCACUUCUACAGGUUGUGACUGUGCUAAUUACAUCAAGCAAUUUGCUAAUCCUGGUCAGACGGGGGAGUGCUGCCGGGCCUAAGAUACUACCAAUUCUGCCUCCAUUUGCUAGCUCCAGCUCACAGGUAGUGGCUGAUGUCUAGUAGCUGUGUGGCUUACUGAUGGCCUGCUCUUGCAUGUGUGCAAGGUGGGGGUAGAUGCAGCCAGGACAUCUGUAUUUCUAACCAAAUAAAGAAACCCAAAGUGAGCAAGGAGGUUGGGUGAUGCAGUCUGAGUGCUCUCCCUCUGUCCAGCGUCUCUUGCUGCUGUUGCAGUGCUUGCUGGGCAGGGCUGGACGAGUGACGUUGCUGUAACAUCAUGAAAACUUUCCCUCUUGUCUGCACUAGUUUGCUUUAUUUCCUACUUCAGUGUUGCAUUGCCUUUCCCAUUGGACUCCUGAUUGGGUUUUCCACACACCAUCACUGCAGAACAUCUGCCACCACUCCGGGGAAGCCCGUCUCUAGGGCUCGUGGCUGUGCCAUAGUGAUUUGUAGACCAACUGCAUGUUUAAAAGCUUUCUCUUUAAACUCCUAAUUGUGGGUUUUAACUUGAGAUCAUUCGCUGCUCAAAACAUGGUUUUCACAUUUCAAAAAAUAAAACCGCACAUGAUGUGGGGGCCCUGCGAUGCA